AUGGAAAGCGACACUCCUCUUAACCAUCCGGUGGUACACUUCCUCCUCUGUCUAUCCUAUCUUUUCGUCUUUCUCGCCACUAUCAUCGGUAAGUGCCCAACUGAUCAGCAGACUGUGUUUUUUCUCUGUUCAAUGUGACUAAAUCUCAAUUUGAGUUUCUCAUUAGGACACCUUUUGAAUCGGAAGCAAACAGAAAGUCGAAUAAGCAAACAUUGGAAACCGAUUCGUUUUUGAUUCACUAAGUCUCACAUUUUCUGGCGCCAGAAGACGCGAAUUUCUCUAGGAGCCAUUAAUGGUUCUAUUACGUGGCAAAAUCACUGAAUCACCUACCAUAAUCGAAAAAUGACAUUAUCGGCACAAACUACUGGAAAUGACGGGGAGACGGGGGGAGACCGAAAGGGCAAACUUUUCGAUAAUUGCUUGUUUCAGGCAACCUAAUUAUUCUUCUUGUCUUUUUCUCUCAGAAAAAGGUCCGCAGUGUUCCCAACUUCUUCCUGGCCAAUCUUACGGUACCUCCUAAUGAGCUCAUCCUCAACCCUAGACAUUUGUAUCCUCUAGGUAGCGGAUCUGUUCGUCGGAAUAUUCUGCGUUCUACAGAACGCAGUAAAUUUUGUAUUACACGGACAUGGUCGAUGGCCAUUCGGAAAAGUUCUCUGUCACUCGUACAUCUACGUGCUCCACUUCAUCCCAAAUGUGUCGGCUGGAAUAUUGGUACGCAUUGAAACUGAAAUCCGACUAGAUAUGUUUUCGUUCCGCAGGUGUUGGUUUCUGUGGAGAGAUUGAUUGCGGUACUGCGCCCGUUGCGUGUGCGAAGAGCUUUUUCGCAAAAAGUGCUCAUAACCUCGUCGGCUGUAGUUUGGAUCAGUAAGCAAUUUCUCGUAAAGCAACUGUCAAUAAAAUUUUGCUUGCUUCCAGCUAGCGCCGUAAUGAAUACCCCGUACGUGGUUGCGAGUCAGUUCUUGGAAAUUUCGGAUGGAAAUGAGACUUACACGGUGAGCAAAGCUUCCGUUUUUGGGAAUCCUAAAGAAGCAACAAAAUCUUGUUUUGAUCUAUCUGUUUUUAGAUUUGCACAAGACGUCAUGUGGAAGUCUAUGGUUUUAAUCUUUUAAAAAUGGUGGCCACCAUCAACUUCAUUGUCUGGUAAGGGAAAUCAGACAAAAUAAAAGGAUUAGGGAAAUCUUUGAAGGUAUGCAAUUCCGCUGGUGAUCCUGCUUUGCAUUUACGCAACUAUCGGACUGGUUGUGAGCAAAGCGGCCACAAUUACAAAACAUUCCGCCAAUAAACUGCUGCCAAGGUCCAGUUGGAGGUCAGAAGCUUCGACCGGCGGAGUUUCAGUGGAAAAGCGACGCAAGGUUUGUUUAUUGCCGAGGGAAACUGAAUGAUUGCAAAAAGAUGAGGGCCAGAGAGUGUUUCAGAACACAUGUUCACAGUUUGUUUGAAUUCAGUAAACGACUAUUUUUAUUUGGCUUCCGCUUAGUCCCAACCACAUGUCACAGAUCAAACUAAAACCAAAACUCUCCAGGGAUCGGUCUAUUGAGCACGACCCUUCUUUUUUCUUCAGGUUGGUCGUUUGGCAGUCGGAAUUGUGGUCGCAUUUGCGUUCUUCUCUCUCCCGAGAUAUGUAUAUUUCAUGUGGACCGUUUGGAGAGAUCCAAUGGGUAAAAACAAAUCUAUGAAUCUUCUUGAAAUGUGUCUUGGUUGGUUCAGAGCCGAGAUGUUUGAAUUGCUUGCAAAGUGUACUCCAACCCAUCAGCUUCCUGCUUCUCUUCUUCAAUGCCGCCGUGGAUCCGUUCCUCUACGCAUUCCUCUCCACAAGGUUCCGACAAAGCAUCAAAGAGACAUUUCACCUUGGAAAGGUACCAUCGUCCUCCAAACUGAAUGAUACAAUUGUAUUCAGUUUACAGGUGCGUGAGAGCAACAUCGAACUGUCCUCGAGGCUGCGACGGAAAGUGGUCAACUCGGAGCUCGAGACGGGCUACGAAUACCACACUCAUUCCUAA
Caenorhabditis sp. 36 PRJEB53466 is the source of this 2000-nucleotide messenger RNA. The record is from the annotation of a GenBank genome assembly. NCBI's taxonomy places the organism in Eukaryota, Metazoa, Nematoda, Chromadorea, Rhabditida, Rhabditidae.